This is a messenger RNA of Arxiozyma heterogenica, 837 nucleotides long. It is a transcript of the gene EMC3, whose product is annotated as ER membrane complex subunit EMC3. The record is from RefSeq and is a predicted model, not a curated record. Bases 1 to 837 code for a protein of 278 amino acids. Lineage: Eukaryota; Fungi; Ascomycota; Saccharomycetes; Saccharomycetales; Saccharomycetaceae. Gene Ontology annotation, biological process: protein folding in endoplasmic reticulum. The transcript has a single exon. Gene Ontology annotation, cellular component: EMC complex; membrane.
AUGAAAUUGUUAGAAAUAUUAUUAAGCGAAGAUGACUAUUCGAUUCCUGAGUUAAUGUUAGAUCCCAAUUUUAAAAAAUGGGUACUAUUGCCAAUUUCAGUAAUGAUGGUAUUAACUGGUCUAUUAAAACAGAAUCUAUUGCUCUUGAUAAGUCCCAAAUAUCGUGGUUAUCCACGUGUCAAACUAACAGAAUCACAAUGGUUUAUGAGAGGCCAAAUGUUAUUAGGUAAUGGAACCAACCUUGAUGAUGAUUCAUUUGAAUCUAGACGUCAUGAAAUGAUCAACAUUCUAAGUAGUGGCACAUAUCUAGCUAAACAAAAUAAGAAUAACAGUAAUAAUGGCAGUAAUAAUACUGGGGAAUCUGGAGUGACUAACCCAUUCAGCGAUCCAAAUAUUAACGAUUCUUUAAUGACUAUGGCAAAGGGAAACAUGGCAAAUUUUAUUCCGCAAACCGUCAUUAUGUGGUGGGUGAACUAUUUUUUUGGUGGUUUUGUUAUUAUGAAACUUCCAUUCCCUCUAACCAUCAAGUUCAAAGAUAUGUUACAAAAUGGGGUAAUGACUGAAAAUUUGGAUGUACGUUGGGUCAGUGCAAUCUCGUGGUACUUCAUCUCAGUGCUUGGUAUGAAUCCAUUGUACAAUCUAAUACAAGGUUCAGAUGAACAACAAGUGAUAAAUGAUAACACUACAGGCAACAAUACUAAUCAAAUUCUUGGUGGUCCUGGUCAACCUGCUCCAGAAACUUUGAUGAAGAAUUUAGCUAAUGAUUUAACAAUUGCCACAAGACAUGAAUCAUGUUUUGUAAACAUUGAAUCAAGAGUAUUGAAAAUGUAUGAAUAA